Molecule: messenger RNA, 1934 nt
Organism: Salvia splendens (bonfire salvia)
Lineage: Eukaryota; Viridiplantae; Streptophyta; Magnoliopsida; Lamiales; Lamiaceae
Product: beta-hexosaminidase 3-like
Exons: 15
Coding region: 242-1837 (531 amino acids)
Biological process (GO): glycosaminoglycan metabolic process; carbohydrate metabolic process
Cellular component (GO): membrane
Molecular function (GO): beta-N-acetylhexosaminidase activity
Source: RefSeq, a predicted model, not a curated record
AUUUCACUAUAGGAAUUUAGGAAUGGAGAUUAUGUAUUGGUUAGUUGAACAAUAAUGUGUUUUUGUAUUUUCAAUUAUUCUUUGCUGCUUUGAUUUUAACUCAGCCCAAAAAAGCAGCUUGCUGUUUCAUCUCUGUGGGGAUUCAAGAUUCUUGAUUCCAAAACCUCUGUAAAAGUUUCAAUCUUUAUUCAUAUUGUUGGGAGAGGAAAGAAAUUGUGGGGCUUUCUUGAAAGUUGAAAGGAUGGGAAUAACAAGGCUAGAAGGCAUAUUUCUUUGGCAUUUGGUGUGUGUUUUCGCGAUAUCGGCUAAUGCAGUCGAUAUCAAUCUCUUGAACAUAUGGCCGAUGCCUAAAUCCGUGAGCUACGGACAUGGAAAUCUCCAUCUCAGCAAUGAGUUUGAGCUGAGGACCGAUGGAAGCAAGUUUGCUGAUGCUUCCUCGAUUCUCAAGGACGCGUUCAAAAGGUCUCUAGACCUCCUCAGAUCAACUCAUGAGCUCGAGUUUCACGCUUCCAAGAUUGACCCUUCGUUGUUGCUGAAAGGAAUUCAUGUAGUUGUUUCCUCACCUUCUGAUGAGUUGCAGCACGGAACUGAUGAGUCGUAUGAGCUGCACAUCCCGGCUAAGGGAAACCCACUUUAUGCACGUAUUGAGGCAAAAACUGUUUAUGGAGCUUUACAUGGACUGGAGACAUUUAGCCAAGUCUGUCACUACAACAUUUCAUCAAGAGGGAUUCAGGUCCAUCAAGUCCCAUGGACCAUCGUUGAUCAGCCGAGGUUCUCUUAUCGAGGCCUUUUAAUAGAUACUUCAAGGCACUAUUUGCCUGUUCCGGUUAUAAAGAAGGUCAUCGACUCAAUGGCUUAUGCCAAGCUAAACGUGCUGCAUUGGCAUAUUGUAGAUACGCAAUCCUUCCCACUCGAACUACCAUCGUAUCCGAAGCUUUGGGAUGGAGCAUAUUCCGUUCCAGAACGCUACACGUUUGCUGAUGGUGAAGAGAUUGUUAGUUAUGCCAAGAGACGAGGGAUCAACGUGUUGGCUGAAAUCGAUGUUCCUGGCCAUGCUGAAUCAUGGGGGGUGGGAUAUCCUGCAUUAUGGCCUUCAAAAGACUGCAAGCAGCCACUUGAUGUCAGCAACGAGUUCACCUUCAAACUGAUCGAUGGGAUUCUCUCAGAUUUCAACAAGAUCUUCAAGUACAAAUUCGUUCACUUGGGAGGAGAUGAAGUUAACACGAGUUGCUGGGAGACGACGCCUCAUGUCCAAAAAUGGCUGCAGAAAAACUGCAUGAAUGGAUCCGAGGCUUACGAGUAUUUUGUGCUGAGAGCGCAAAAAAUUGCACUUUCCCACGGAUACGACAUCAUAAACUGGGAAGAGACUUUCAACAGCUUUGGAAAAAAGUUGAGCCCCAAAACUGUGGUUCAUAACUGGCUAGGCAGUGGCGUUGCUCAGAACGCUGUUAAAGCAGGGCUUCGUUGCAUCGUGAGUAACCAAGACAAGUGGUAUUUGGACCAUUUGGAUGCAUUUUGGCAAGGUGUGUACUCGAACGAGCCACUCACGAAUAUCACGGAUCCUAAGGAGCAGGCCUUGGUUCUCGGAGGCGAGGUGUGUGCUUGGGCUGAGCAUAUCGAUGCAUCUAAUAUCGAGCAAACCAUCUGGCCACGAGCUGCAGCAGCCGCAGAGAGGCUAUGGACGCCGUACGACAAACUAGCCAAGGAUCCGGAGAAGAUCAAGAGCCGACUGUCGUAUUUCCGGUGUCUUCUGAAUCAAAGGGGAGUUGCUGCAGCUCCAUUGGAUGGAUAUGGGAGGGAAGCACCAAUAGAGCCUGGUUCUUGUUACUUGCAAUGAUACCUGGAAAAUUGACAUGUGAUUUGUAAAAUGAAUUAUAUCAAUAAUGAUUUUUAAGAUAAUAAAAUCAAAUUAAAUGUAAAAAUUUAAAAACUAA